This is a messenger RNA of Aspergillus bombycis, 687 nucleotides long. Its product is annotated as ankyrin repeat domain-containing protein. Bases 1 to 687 code for a protein of 228 amino acids. NCBI's taxonomy places the organism in Eukaryota, Fungi, Ascomycota, Eurotiomycetes, Eurotiales, Aspergillaceae. The record is from RefSeq and is a predicted model, not a curated record. Gene Ontology annotation, molecular function: protein binding. The transcript has a single exon.
AUGCUGCAUGACGCAAGGCAUAUUCUGGAAGUCGUGGAAAUAAAUUACCCUGCCGGUUUUGCGCAGGCAUGGCUGAAGCAAGUGGCAGUACUCGAAGGAUAUGUUGAAGAAAGAACAUUACUGUCGUAUGCGGCAAGACGAGGAUCUGAAGCAGUCAUACAGCUGCUUCAUGAGACAAAUAAAUGUGCGAGCAAUUUCAAAACCGAAAGCGGAUUGGCAUCCCUGACGUUAGCUGCCGAGAACGGCCAUGAGGCAGUGGUUAAAUUGCUGCUUGAGAGGGGCACCGAUAUAGGAGAACACGGGUUCAACUGGACACUACUGGAGCACGCUGCCAAGAACGGACAUGAAGGUGUGGUCAAACUGCUGCUUCAGAAGGGAAUUAACCUGGACUCACGGUUCUAUGCUAAUGGCAAUCUUUAUACAUUAUUGUCAUACGCUGCCCGGAUCGGAAAUGUGGCGGCAGUUCAGCUACUCCUUGAAAGAGGCGCUGAUCCUAACUCCAAAUCCUGUAGCAGUGACAGGACACCCCUGUUGGUUGCUGUCUGGGUGCGACAUGAGUCAGUAGUCAAGCUGCUACUUAAAAACGGAGCUUAUAUCCAGUCUAAAUCAUAUGAUGGUCAGACGUCGCUGUCAUUAGCAGCCGAGAGGGGAGAUACAGCAAUGGUCAAGGCACUGCUUAAGAACUGA